This is a messenger RNA of Anguilla rostrata (American eel), 5767 nucleotides long. It is a transcript of the gene sema4f, whose product is annotated as sema domain, immunoglobulin domain (Ig), transmembrane domain (TM) and short cytoplasmic domain, (semaphorin) 4F. Bases 673 to 3054 code for a protein of 793 amino acids. Gene Ontology annotation, molecular function: chemorepellent activity; semaphorin receptor binding. The record is from RefSeq and is a predicted model, not a curated record. The transcript has 16 exons. Gene Ontology annotation, biological process: semaphorin-plexin signaling pathway; negative chemotaxis; axon guidance. NCBI's taxonomy places the organism in Eukaryota, Metazoa, Chordata, Actinopteri, Anguilliformes, Anguillidae. Gene Ontology annotation, cellular component: plasma membrane.
GCAGAUCUGUUAGCCAGUGUCGCGCAGAGCUCGCGCACUACGCGCAGUCUUGCCACCAAAGCGGCUGCACGGUCCUAGUUCUAAACGUUCUUCCUUUGUUUUUUAAAACUGUUUGAUAAAGCGAAACCUCAGACGGAUUAAUUCACAGAGAAGUUGGAGUUGAAUAUUCGUGUCCGUGUGGAUGACAUACACUAAGGAUUUGCAGGAAAACCCUCACGCUCAGUAAAGGUUAUGCGGUAGGCUAACACUAUUUUUCGAAAACCCUGGUGUGGUGUGUUUCACGCUCAUAAUCAAGGACUUUGGAACACUUGUGCAGGACUGCGUUUCAAAUUUGAUUCUGAAAUGCAGCAAUUUUUCCAAUAACAAUAUCAGCAAAGGAACUUUUCGUGUCGCUAACAUAUUGUUGACCUGGGAAAGACAAAACAGCGCUCAUUUUACUCUGAGCAGACACAUAAAUUCGAAAUGCCCUUUAUCCCGUAAGAAAUUUUUUUGGACAGUUCGGAAUAAUUUGAAUCGUUCAUGUGACUUGUCAGACCUGUGGCUGACCGUGCACCUCUCCGCGAGCGUAAAACACAACCGCUCAGACUGGAGAAAAUGACCAUGAUCCGCCACUGAGGCGGAACCGGGACGCACGCUCUGACCGGAUACUUGUGUGGAGCUGAUCUUCGGAACAUGAAGACGGCCGCGAGUCAGAUCGUCGGAGUUUAUUUUGCGGGGAUAUUCGUCCUUAUUCCUGGCUUCUGGACAGCAGACGUGAACGGAUAUGGAGGGUCAGGCUCCAGGCUGGGCCCGCUCCAGUUCCCUAACGUGUCCAACCUGAGCGCCUUCCUGAUGGAGCCCAGCUCGGGGACCCUCUACCUGGGAGCGCGGGACACUAUCCUGGCCGUGGACGCGACCACUCUGAAGCAGAAACACGCUCGGAUCAUUUGGAACGUUCCGGAAGACAAGCGGCAGUCUUGUAUGGGGAAGGGAAAGACUGAGGGGGACUGUCACAACUACAUCCGGCUGCUGGAGUUUAUGGAGGAGAGGCGGAUCUACGCUUGUGGCACCUACGCCUUUGACCCACAGUGCGCCAUCAUCAACAUGCAGGAUUUCUCUCUGGAGAGAGCAGAGGACGGCAGUGUGAGGAUGGAGUCGGGUAAAGGGAAAUGCCCCUUCGAACCCAGCCAGCACUACACUGCAGUUAUGGCAGAUGGAGUGCUGUAUGCUGCUACCACCAGUAACUUCCUGGGUACGCUGUUCGACAUCUCACGAGCAACUGGCUCUGAAACCGAACGCAUUCGCACCGAGCAGUCCAUCAACUGGCUCAGUGAUCCAGAGUUUGUGAGCUCCUCCUUCAUCAAAGAGCGGUUGGAUAGCCCCACAGGGGACGAUGAUAAGAUCUACUUUUUCUUCACGGAGGUCGCCAAGGAGUAUGACCUCUACACCAAGGUCAAAGUGCCCAGGGUGGCCCGCGUCUGCAAGGAGGACCUUGGUGGUAUGAAGACGCUGCAGAAGAGGUGGACCACCUUCCUGAAGGCCCAGCUGGUGUGUGAGGACCGGGCCAGUGGCCAGCGCUACAACAUCCUCACCAACGUCUUCACCAAAGAGCAUCAGCCAGGAGACCCCAGCUCCACACACUUCUACGGCAUCUUCACUUCCCAAUGGGAGAGGGAGGAGCUCUCUGCAGUGUGUGUGUACAGUCUGGCUGAUAUCCAGAAAGUGAUGGCUGGGCCCUUCAAGGACCUGAAGAAGUGUGAGAACUGGAUGAACUCGGAUCCCGUCCCUUACCCUCGACCAGGACAAUGCAUCAGCCACGCUCUGAAGACCGAGGGCUUCGAGUCUUCCCUCAAACUGCCCGACAAAGUGCUGACGUUUGUGCGAGACCACCCUCUGAUGGAGAACAGCGUUGUGGCAGCGCCCCUGCUGGUCAGGAGGGGAAUUACCUACACGACCAUUGCUGUCACCUUGACACCCGCUGCCAACGGCGACCAGGGCAGUGCCACCAUCCUGCUGCUGGGCACAGAUCGGGGGGAGCUGCACAGAGUUUCGGUUCUGGGGCAGAACGCCACCCUGCUGCAGGAGGACCCACUGUUCACUGCCCAGGAGCCUGUUAACAACAUCCUACUGUACCAGGACCAGGCGCUGGUGCUGUCCCGUCUCUCUCUGGCACGGGUUGCUGCAGAGGGGUGUGGGGUGUACCCCACCUGUGAGGAGUGUGCGCGUGCACAGGGGCUGGGCUGCAGGUGGAGCAUCAAAGAGGUGGCGUGUACCCCCAUCCUGAUUGGGUCACAGAUGGACGAGCCUGAGGAUCCUCUUCAGCUGUGUGACUCUGGAGAGGCUCGCUGCGCUCCUGUCACUCAGGAGUUGCGUGUGGUGGAGGGCUUGCGUGUGCUGUUGCCGUGUGACCAGGUUUCGCCGCGCCCGUGUCACUGGGAGUACCCCCCCGACCGCCACACGCGCCAGCACCACACCCACCUGGAGGUCACCGUGACGACGGCCAGCCUGGGGUCCUACACCUGCUUCUGCGAGGAGGGCCGGCGGGAGGGGGGGUCCUGUCGCCGGGCCAGCUACACGCUGGCGCUGGAGGGGCCGCGGGCGGGGGGGUCGGUGGGGCUGGGGGCCGGCCGGCAGGUGCUGGCCGCGUACGUGUUCUGCUUCGUGGCGGGCGUGGUCCUGGGCGGCGCCCUGCUGCACCUGUGCCGGAAGCGAGGCGGGACCGGCCCGCAGAAGGGGCGGGGCCUGCUGCCCUCCUCGGACACGCCGCAGUCGCCCAGCAGCGCCAGCCUGCUGUCGGAGGGCGUGCCCCUGACGGAGAAGCGCAACGGCACGCUGAACGGGCACGGCGGCGUCUACGCCCGCGCCAGCGGCCUCAAGCUGCAGGAGUCUGCCGCCAACCUGGCGCAGGAGCUGGACUGCAGCGAGCGGGCGGGGCCGGGGGCGGGGCCUGGGGCGGGGCCGGGGGCGGAGCUCGGGCUGGAGGAUGAGAUUGCGGUUGCGAUGGAGGCGGAGCUCUCGGAGCUGAAGGCGUUUCGGGACGCCCCCCUGGCCAAAUGUGAGGAGAGCUCAAUCUGACCCUCUCAAACACCCCCCCCCCCAGACCCUGCACUGAACCCCAAUCUGAGCCCCCACUGCCACAGCCUGAGAGAGAGAGCACCCCGAUACACACACACACACUCUCUCUCUGGCAGAUGGGUGGGGCGGAGCUUCAUUGGAUCAGCAUCUGAUUGGCUUAGAUCACUGCCAGACUGUGCCCCUCCCUCCUCCAUGUUCCUGUGUUACUUGGAGCACAGACCUGUCCUGACCCAGCGCUGCACAGACCUGUCCCGACCCAGCCCUGCAGGGGUCAGUCCCAACCCAGCCCUGCAGGGGUCUGUACAACCCAGCACUGCACAGACCUGUCCUGACCCAGCGCUGCACAGACCUGUCCCGACCCAGCCCUGCAGGGGUCAGUCCCAACCCAGCCCUGCAGGGGUCUGUACAACCCAGCACUGCACAGACCUGUCCCGACCCAGCCCUGCAGGGGUCAGUCCCGACCCAGCCCUGCAGGGGUCUGUACAACCCAGCACUGCACAGACCUGUCCUGACCCAGCGCUGCACAGACCUGUCCCGACCCAGCCCUGCAGGGGUCAGUCCCAACCCAGCCCUGCAGGGUCUGUACAACCCAGCACUGCACAGACCUGUCCCGACCCAGCCCUGCAGGGGUCAGUUCCGACCCAGCCCUGCAGGGGUCUGUACAACCCAGCACUGCACAGACCUGUCCUGACCCAGCGCUGCACAGACCUGUCCUGACUCCUGACCCAGCGAUGCACAGAUCUGUCCUGACCCAGCGCUGCAGGGCUAUGACUGUGCGAAGGGCUGAAGGAGCUGGAGUUUGACUGCGGCAAAGUGCAGCUGCGGAGGGAUGUAAAGAUUUAAAGUUUUUUUUCCUCAAUUUUUUUUACUUUCAUUUUGCUUUUAUACAAUAAUGUCUGUGGAGGUGUGUGUGCCUCUGUGCAGGUGUGUGUGUGUACCUGUGUGCAGGUGUGUGUGUGUACCUGUAUGCAGGUGUGUGUGUGUGUGUACCUGUGCAGGUGUGUGUGUACCUGUGUGCAGGUGUGUGUGUGUACCUGUAUGCAGGUGUGUGUGUGUGUGUACCUGUGCAGGUGUGUGUGUGUACCUGUAUGCAGGUGUGUGUGUGUGUACCUGUGCAGGUGUGUGUGUACCUGUGCAGGUGUGUGUGUGUACCUGUAUGCAGGUGUGUGUGUGUGUGUACCUGUGCAGGUGUGUGUGUACCUGUGUGCAGGUGUGUGUGUGUACCUGUAUGCAGGUGUGUGUGUGUGUGUGUACCUGUGCAGGUGUGUGUGUACCUGUGUGCAGGUGUGUGUGUGUACCUGUAUGCAGGUGUGUGUGUGUGUACCUGUGCAGGUGUGUGUGUGUGUACCUGUAUGCAGGUGUGUGUGUGUGUGUACCUGUGCAGGUGUGUGUGUACCUGUGUGCAGGUGUGUGUGUGUGUACCUGUGCAGGUGUGUGUGUGUGUACCUGUGUGCAGGUGUGUGUGUACCUGUGUGUAGGUGUGUGUGUGUACCUGUGUGCAGGUGUGUGUGUGUACCUGUGCAGGUGUCCCAGGUUUCGGGACAGUGGCAGUGCGCUUGGCUGGGCUCAGCCGGUGGAGGCAAUCUUUAGAGCUGGGGGGUCCGCCCUAUGGAAUAUAAUCAGGACCCCAGCUAGGGGUGUCUCUCCACCAAAGAGUCCCGUCCAGAACAAUAAUCAUCAUUAAAAAGCACAUCCUUCAUCUGUGCUACCAUGGAAACCCUGCCUGCUGAAAGGAGGCGUCUGUUUUUCAGAGACCUGUGUGUUAUUAUUUUAAAAAGCUCUCUCCUCUGAAGCGUGUUUGCGCUGUGUGAGUAUGUGCUGCAUAAAGCAGCCCUUCGCUGUCCAAUGACAACUUCGGAAUGUGGGCGGAAUGUGAGUUAAAACGCAUGUCACUGCCAUUGUUCUUUCUCUGUCAUCCACACUUUUACUUUCUUUAUGUCUUUUGUUUUCCUUUCUUUUUAAUUUUUUUUUUUUUAACGAGAAGGUAACACUGAGAUGUAGCGCCCCCCUUUGGUCAACUCCGAUAAUGACAGGUACGCAACCAAAGAGCCAGGAGCGCUCUGAUUGGGUAAUAAACACGCCUGGCUUCCUCUCUGCACUCUAAGCUCCCCCUUUUCCCACAAUACUGUGUAAUGCCCGCUGGGGUCUGGCAGGCGUCUGCUCGGAGUGGACGGGCACGCCGGUUCUCAUGGGACACCUGUGGGAGACGCCAAACUGAACCCAGUUCUCCUCAAACCCCUCCCCCUGAGGCAGUUGGGGCACCACAGGACACACAGGGGAGCCCCAAAAACAGGGGCCUGUGUGCCUUUUCGGCACACACCAGCACCAUUUUUCUCCUUUUUAACGUAUUAAGAAAUGUUAACCCUUUUAAAUAAACGUUUUAAAUAAAAAGCAACAUCUCAAUAACUGUAGUCUUCGGCCAUUCAAAUGGCAUCUAGCUGUAAUGAAAUGGAGACUCGUUCUGAACCAAUUUUAUUUGUUUUAACCCCCAAAAGUGUUACCUUCACUGUAAAUGUUACUUUGAAUAUUAAGAAAAAGAUGUCUAUUGCUGUAUAUACAUGUUUGGAUUAUAAGGUUUUAUUUUUAUAAUUUAUAUAAUAAAUAAAUGUACAUUUGUUUUUGAAUACCUAUAUUUGUGUAUAUUGUGGAUGACUGUAAGCAUAUGAAUGCACUGUGUUUAAUGUAAAUGCUAAUAAAGCUACCUCCUAUAAUG